This is a messenger RNA of Cladophialophora carrionii CBS 160.54, 1722 nucleotides long. RefSeq lists its product as uncharacterized. Lineage: Eukaryota; Fungi; Ascomycota; Eurotiomycetes; Chaetothyriales; Herpotrichiellaceae. Bases 1 to 1722 code for a protein of 573 amino acids. Gene Ontology annotation, molecular function: fluconazole transmembrane transporter activity. The record is from RefSeq and is a predicted model, not a curated record. The transcript is spliced from 3 exons. Gene Ontology annotation, biological process: xenobiotic detoxification by transmembrane export across the plasma membrane.
AUGGCAGCAGGGUCGACCGAAGACCCAGCUCCCCGAUCUCACCACGCCUCCAGCUCCCUCACCACCAUUGUUGACAUGGCAGCCAUCAGAGACACACCCGCCGGCCAAUUUCUGCGUCUGGUCGGCCUCAAGUCCUGGCUCUACUACCCAGAGGAGGUGACCGGCUUCGAGCUGCCCAGCCUACCAUUCGUAUCCGAGGAGCAACUCCCUGCGCCCGACGCAGAGAAGGACAUCGAGAAGAAUCUCCCGACCGUCUCCCUCCGAUUGUCGACUCCGCCGGAUGAACUCUCGAGCGCCAUGUCCCAGAAGGGGCUGGCAGAACCCAUCGUCGUCUCGUUCUCCGAAGGCGACCUGGAGAACCCGCGGAACUGGUCCAGCAUGAAGAAGGCUUGGACCGUCACCAUCAUCAACGUCUACACCUUUGUGGUCUACUGCACCGCGUCGAUCAUCACGCCCACCGCCGGCUUCAUCGUACAGAAAUAUGACGUCUCUGUCGUCGUCGCCAGUCUAGGUCUGUCGAUGUACGUGGUUGGCUAUGGAAUCGGUCCCAUGUUCUUCUCACCUCUGAGCGAAGUCCCGAGCAUAGGACGGAAUCCACCGUACCUCUACUCAUUCAUCGCCUUCUUCGUCGUUUCGAUCGGCCUAGCGUGCGUCGACACCUUUCCCGGCAUCAUCGUCCUUCGGUUUCUGCAGGGCUGGUUUGGCAGCCCGUGUCUCGCCAGUGGUGCCGCCUCCAUCGAAGAUGUCUACGACAUGUACAGCGCCCCAUACGGCUACAUCUGGUGGGUGGCCGCCAUGUACUGCGGCCCAGCCUUCGGGCCUCUUAUGGCCGGCUACGCCGUCGACACUAACUGGCGAUGGCCGCUUUACGAGGCCGUCAUCAUGGGCGGCAUCGUGCUCUUCUUCCUCCCUUUUCUCCCGGAAACCUCUCCCCAGACGAUCCUCCUCAAUCGCGCAAAACGCCUCCGGAAGACCACCGGCAACAACGCCUACAAAGCGCCCUCGGAAGUCAAGCCUCUCGCCUUCGGCAAGAUGCUCCACGAAGCGCUCAACAAGCCCCUUGAGAUUACCGUGAAAGACCCCGCGAUCCUGUACGCCUGUGUCUACGGCUCCAUCGUCUAUGCGACGUACUACUCCUUCUUCGAAGCCUUCCCGCUCGUGUAUCUGGGUACAUACCGCAUGUCGCUAGGCAGCAUGGGCUUGAUAUUCACGUCUCUUACUGUCGGCUGCGUGUGUGGCCUAGUCAUCUACUUCGUCUACAUCACCUACUUCUUCAUCCCGCGCGCCCGAGCCCAUCACCAGGAUCACGGCGAACCCAUCGCGCAGGAGAAGUGGCUUCUCCCUGGACUUUUCGGCGUCUGGGGUCCUCCCAUCGGAUUGCUCCUCUUCGCCUGGACAGCCAAGUCCUCGAUCCACUGGAUUGUUCCCACCACCGGGAUCUUCAUCUUUGCCUUUUCGACUUUUUUCAUCUUUCAGGCUUUGAUCUGCUACGUCCCGCUCUCCUACCCCCGCUACGUCGCCUCCCUCUUCGCGGCCAACGACUGCGCCAGAUCCCUCGUCGCGGCCGCCUUUGUCCAGUUUUCACGCCAGAUGUACACGAACCUGGGCAUCGACAAGGGCGUCACCCUCGUCGCUGGCCUGAGCGUCAUCGGCAUCGGCGGCAUGUAUGGAUUAUAUUUCUACGGGGCCCGACUUCGUUCCCGGAGCAAGUUUACCGGGUGA